UAUUUGCUUCGUCUGUCGGCUGCCAUGGAAGGGGACCAUUGUUCCAGGGGGCAUUCUGCUUUUUUACUCAGUCACCCUCACUUGCAUCUCCUUCCUUUUUUUUAUCUUUUAGAGAGAGGGAGGCAUGGUAUCUGAUGCACAUGGUUUCCAAUUGUUUUGAGCUACUGGAGUCGCCAUUUAGCUGGAAAUGGGAGUUUUACAUUCUUCGGCUCUCUCUCUCUGAAGAGUUUGCACUGUUGGAUUGAGAAACUUGGGUUGGUUAGAUCUUUAGCUUGUUGUGUUGCUUCUUCAUGUUCAUCCUGUAGUUCUUCGACAGCUUCACUGCCUUCAACAUUGGGAGUGAGAAACAGUUCCGGUGCUUUUCAAUUGGAUACAAGAACCCAGGAACACUUCCUUCAGCUAAAAGAAUGCAAAGCCAGCUGCUGUCGUCAGAAGCACAAUUACUCAGGUCAAUUGAUCCAGUCGAUCUUCAAGCAGAGGAGGAUUGUGUGAUGGAGAAGAGACGUUUGAUGAAUUGUCAAGACGAGAAAGAGAAUGACUUGCAUGGCCUCGCAUGCAGUAGAAGCCAAGGACUCUCACUGACUCUUGGCUCUCACCUCCCAUCCAACACUUUUGGUGCUUACAGAUAUGAACAAGUAAAAAAUCACGAAUCAUGCACCACAUAUGAAGCCAUGAGGGAGGAUCUGAAAGAGUUCGAUCGCGCAAGAUCACAUAGGUCGCCAGCAGUCGACUACAUUUUCUCCAAAGGAGAAACCUGUGGCAGCUCCACUUACAGGAAUCUGACAUCAAUGACCUCUUUGCUUCAGCGUUCUAAGUUUUUGUACCCUGCUCAAGAGCUGCUUAGUGAGGUUGUAUCUCUAAGGAGUGCUGUUGAUCCAAGCUAUGAUGAAGAAUUAAGGAAAGUCAAGUCUUUUGGAGUGGCAAAUAGGAAUGGUGGUGUUUGCUGUUCAUCUGCCGACAAUCCUGAUACUGAUGUUCGAGUUCUCAAGCUUGUUGCUUUGUUGGAUGAGCUUGAAGGCAGAUACCAGCAGUACUUCCACAGGAUGGAGCAAGUGAUAUCAUCUUUUGAGAUGUUUGCAGGCAGUGGAGCUGCUGCAUCGUAUACUGCUCUCACAAUCCAAGCUAUGUCCCGGCAUUUCUCUAACCUCAGAGACACAAUCAUCACUCAGAUUCAUGCUUCAGGAGUUCUCCAAGAACAUGACCAACCAAGGGAAGCACAAAGGCACCCUUUCAUGCACACACUGGCUGAUGAAAGCCUUAGACAGAAUAGAGAAGCUCUUCAGAAACUGGGUAUCAUUCAAAACCAACAAGUCUGGAGGCCUUUGAGGGGGCUCCCUGAGGACUCAGUCGCAGUCCUUCGAACUUGGCUAUUUGAAAACUUUCUUCACCCCUACCCUGAUGACAAAGAGAAGCUCAUUCUGGCUGCAAAGACAGGCUUGACUAAAAACCAAAUCUCGAACUGGUUCAUAAAUGCUCGGGUGCGGAUAUGGAAACCAAUGAUAGAGGAGAUGUACAAGGAGGAAUUUGCAGAGCACUCUGGAAACUUAAGCCCAUCUUAGAGCAAUGAAGGAGGAUUCCUACAAAAUGCUGAUGAAGUUUUACCUAUCCAUCUCAAGUUUGUUCAUGCAUGGUCUCUUUGUGCUGUCCGAGUCUCAUGAUGCUGCUUGUUCAUAUUCCCCCCCCUUUUUUUUUCGUGAGGAGAUCAGUGUUUGUGUCAAUCCAUAUAUGAGUUGAUUUAACUGUUGAUCAUUGAAGAAAAGUUGCACAGUUAAGCUUU
Zingiber officinale is the source of this 1777-nucleotide messenger RNA. RefSeq names its product BEL1-like homeodomain protein 11. The coding region runs from base 408 to 1559 and encodes 383 amino acids. Lineage: Eukaryota; Viridiplantae; Streptophyta; Magnoliopsida; Zingiberales; Zingiberaceae. Gene Ontology annotation, biological process: regulation of transcription by RNA polymerase II. The transcript has 5 exons. Gene Ontology annotation, molecular function: RNA polymerase II cis-regulatory region sequence-specific DNA binding; DNA-binding transcription factor activity, RNA polymerase II-specific. The record is from RefSeq and is a predicted model, not a curated record.